AUGAAGAUUUUAUCCUUCCUGCUCAUUUUCUGUCAUGUGUCAUCUACAGUGGAACACUCCCUGGAAUUUUUUGCCACUGGAUUUCAUGGAUUUCCAGACUUUCCGGAGUUUGAGUACGUACUGUUGGUUGAUGGAGUUGAGUUGGGGUACUGUGACAGCGACACCAAGACGCUAAAACUUCAUGACUGGACAAGAGAAUUCAUGAGCGAUAACCCAGACUACCUGCAGUUGUAUUCAGAGAUGUGUUUGUUGAAUCAGUACUCCUUAAAGGCUCUCAUUGUGGAUGUCAUGCAAGGCUUAAAUCAAAGUGAAGGUAUGCACAUUUUACAGAGAAUUAGUGGCUGUGAGUGGGAUGAAGAGAUCGCAGAGACUGCUAGUUUUCUGAAGCUUGGUUAUGAUGGAGAGGACUUCAUGGCUCUGGACCUGCAGGCAUCAACAUGGACUGCUCUAAAACCUGAGGCCCUCACUGCUAAACUCAAAUGGGAUGCUGACAAACUUGCAUUACAUGACGAUACUAGCUUCUACAACUAUGAAUGCUCCUUUUGGCUAAAGAAGUAUUUGCUCUAUGGGAGAAAAUAUCUGGGGCAAACAGUGCUUCCCUCAGUGUCUCUCCUCCAGAAGUCUUCCUCCUCUCCAGUCAGCUGCUUCGCCACAGGUUUCUACCCGGACAGAGCUGCGAUGUUCUGGAGGAAAGAUGGAGAGGAGCUUUAUGAGGGCGUGGACCAUGGAGAGAUCCUCCCAAACAAUGAUGACACCUUCCAGAUGAGGGCUGACCUGAACAUUUCAUCAGUGAAACUUGAGGACUGGGAGAAGUACGAGUGUGUGUUUCAGCUCUCUGGGGUGGAGGAGGACAUCAUCACCAAACUGGACAAAUCAGUGAUCAGAAGCAACAACGGCAAAUCUGAUACUCCUCGGGUUCCUGCUGUUAUUGGAGUUGCUGCAGGACUGCUGCUCCUGUCAGUCUGCAUCGCUGGAUUCAUCGUGUGGAGAAAAAAGAAAAAUGGGCUUCAGGUUAUUCAAUGGGAACAGGAUAAUGAAGGGAUGGCGCUCGACUCCAGCAUGUGA
This is a messenger RNA of Cheilinus undulatus (humphead wrasse), 1065 nucleotides long. RefSeq names its product major histocompatibility complex class I-related gene protein-like. Bases 1 to 1065 code for a protein of 354 amino acids. Gene Ontology annotation, biological process: immune response. The record is from RefSeq and is a predicted model, not a curated record. Gene Ontology annotation, cellular component: external side of plasma membrane. The transcript has 7 exons. Lineage: Eukaryota; Metazoa; Chordata; Actinopteri; Labriformes; Labridae.